Molecule: messenger RNA, 2442 nt
Organism: Cydia pomonella (codling moth)
Lineage: Eukaryota; Metazoa; Arthropoda; Insecta; Lepidoptera; Tortricidae
Product: carboxylesterase 5A-like
Exons: 11
Coding region: 511-2376 (621 amino acids)
Source: RefSeq, a predicted model, not a curated record
CAGGCAAUGAAUCAUGAAUGAAACAAAGAAAAAAUAUCUACCACAUGAGAGAGAUACUUUUUCUCGUUUUCGUUAUGAAGAUUUUCAUAUCGCACUUCAAAAAGUAACCGAAAACAUCUCGCAUGAUUUGUGCACAAAGCCCUAAUGUACUUGUUUAACCAACAUGCACCUAGUUUAUUUCUAACAAUUAAGUAAUUUACAUCCUCAAAAAUACUGUCGCAAACCGAAUUGUUCGUGUUAGAACAAUGACGGUAGGUCGUUACGGUGCCCGUCAUGGGUUGGAGCGCAAUCAUUGUACGAUCUAAUUGUUAUUGUGCUGAAUGUCCAUCGAAACAUAAUGUUAUGCUCAUCUCACAUGAGUUCCAUCGUCCUGACUGACCGAACGACUGUUCCUGCACGUAUUAUCGCGACGUCCAAUCAAAGAGAAAAACAGAGAUAAAGCGCGAGAUUGCAAAACGGCCACGGUAUUUGAACAUCCGUAUAUUUUAUUUUAUUGUACAUGGAAACAAAAUGGACAGUGUAUACUUAUUUUGGUGCCUGUUUACACUCUCCUGUGUAAUUGCUCAAGAUCCUACUGUAACUUUACCACAAGGACGGAUUGUUGGGAUAAGGGUUUACACAACAAGUUCAUCUUUAACUCCUGUCGAAGUUUUCUUUGGAGUUCCCUACGCUGCUAAUGAUUUUUCUUCGGCUUUUACACAUAGAUUUGCUGCCCCUACACGACAUCCUGGAUGGAGUCGUACAUUUUUUGCACACAAGAUGCCACAGCGGUGUCCGCAGUUGAACGAUAGUGAAAGCGACAACUUCAGUGAAAAUUGUCUUUUCCUUAACAUCUGGACACCACGGCGAGCGGAUGGUAAAUCUUUACCGGUGAUGGUGAUAUUGUAUAGCGAGUCAUGGUCUCGCGGGGGAGUGACUUUGCCGUGCCAAGAGCUCGCUGCAGAAGGGGUGGUAGUGGUAACCGUAGCGUAUCGCCUCCACGCUCUCUCCUUCUUCACACUGGGCUCUAUCGCUGCUCGCGGAAACCUCGCCCUGCUUGAUCAAUAUUUGGCGAUGUUGUGGGUUCGCGAAAACAUAGCCGCUUUCGGUGGUGACCCAACCACAAUAACCCUCUUAGGGCAUUCAGCGGGUGCUGACAGUAUAUUACAUCACAUUACGUCACCACGUGCGAUUGGUUUAUUUCAGCGUGCGAUAGUGAUGUCACCUCGUGAUAUAUGGCAGGCCUUGGGUGAAGAUAUGCACUAUAAUGCCACGGAUGCUGAGAAGAUCUCGCGCGAGUUGGCUAGAUCUCUAGGCUGCGCAAGUGUUGUAGACUUAGAAAUAAUUCGAUGCUUGAGAACACGCCCCUUGUCUGACAUAUUAGCCGUAUAUUCGAAUUCAAAAUGGAGCAGUGUGAUGCGUCCCGUACCAGAUCAUUUUCUGCCGGAAUCGCAGUAUUACCUACCGAAUUCACUUUCGGUUGCACUCUCGGCUACUAAACAACCAACCAUACAACUUGACCUGCUUUUAGGAACAACUGACCUUGAAGCCAUUAACUACAACGACGGACAAUAUGAUGAACUAUUGAAGCGUGGAGCGGCGUAUGUUACGGAAUAUGCUGACACUAAAGUUAUACCAAAACUGUUGCGAAUGUUUUCAUUGGAUAAGUCCGAUGCAAUAUCAGUGCUAUCCGAAGCGAUUCGUUGGGAAUAUUGGGGCCCCAUGUCACGGGGCUCUGAGGGAUCUGUGUUGGCCCGCGUAGAGGCAACAGGGCGCACAGAGACAGCGGCCACAUGGGGGGCGGGAGGCGCGUUGCUUGCCGCGCGGCUGGCACGUCGCGUGUCGCGCCUGUUCGUGUACCGUUACUCGCAGCCCAGUGGGGUCGACCUGCAAGGAAGGCAGAUCAAUUAUACAGGAGCCGUACACGGAACAGAUUUGGUGGCCCUGUUGGGUGAUGCUUUGAUGCUUCAAAUAGCGCGACGGCCAGCGACUAGAGAUGAGAGGAGAAUUUCUUCAGUGUUUCAAAAGUACAUCACCAACUUCGUAAAAUUUGGGUCUCCAGGCCCCGAGGAGUGGCGCCGCUACCGCGCCGGGGAAGCGUAUGUGCAAGAAUUGCGAGCGUGCUCGACGGACGGUUGCGAUGCAGGCGCGGACGCAGGGCGAGACCCCGCCUUUUGGCUCCAGCACCUGCCGCGACUAGCUAGCUUAUUCGAGGCUGGACAUUCCGAACCGCUUACUUUGGAGAAAGGUGAAAGUCGUCUGCGCGGCGGCGUGUUCGCACUGUGCGCAGUAUCCGCGUUGUUGCUGCUGCUGCUGUGCGCGUGCGCGCUCGUGCUGCGGAGAGAGUGCGCGCGCCGCGCCGACCGCGACGACGACUCGCAUCACUCACAUCAGUGAUUUAACUGCUUGAAUUGAAUAUUUAUAUACCUUUUGAUUUCUUUAAUAAACCUUAUGUUUCACAUA